GCUGAUGUGAUUCUCUUUUAGACUUUUGCUUUCUUCCCACUAUGAAAGAACCCUGGUCCUUUAAGAACAUAUUAUAAGGUCCUAUUACUAUUAUUGUUAUCACAACAAAGAAACUUAAAAUCCAAGAUAAGCUGCCUCUGUUUUUUGGAGGCUGUCACAACUCACAAUUCACAACUCACAACUCACAACAACUGCUACAGUUGACUUCCAUCACCCGAGAAUCUGAAAGAGGUGUGAGUACAGAGAGAUACACAGAUGAUCAAAGAUCCCAAAAGGAUUGUGGGGUCCUGUAUUGGGGGAGAUUCUUCUCACAAUAGCCUGAUGAAAAACAAAAAAAAAUUCUUGUGGAAAGGAUUUUAUCAUUUAUGAUGGGCAAACUGGCAGAGCCUACUAGAAGUCUAGUAGUAACAUAGAAAUCUUUGUUGCUGGUGUUCCUGCUGCAUCUGAGGCAGAUUUUUGGUUUUUAAGGAAAAACCCAGUUGAUAGUCUUAAAGAUUUUUAAUAAAUUGCUAAAGAUUUUGUUUGACGAUGUUUCUGCAACUCGGACAGAUUGGAAUUUUGGAGACGGGAGAGACGAACCCUCUGUGGAAGUUCCUCUUCUUGUUUUUUAUCUUUUGCGUUCUUCUCUAUUUUGGAUCCUGAAUUUAUGCAAAUUGGGAUGCAGUAGGGUCUUUUUGUGUGAUGGGGUUUUGAAGAUUAAACUUAUAUCAUGGAGGAUGGUGCUGCUUUUCGAUCUGAUUCUAUGUUGGAGAAUUUUCCGGGCACUGUACCGGAUUUUGAUCUCAUGGAUGAACUCUUGUUAGGAGGAGGUUGUUGGUUGGAGACAUCUGAUGGAUCCAAUUUCCUGCAACAACCAGGCCCAUCUACUUCUACUGCUCUCUUUGACUCUUCAUAUUUUUUGCGUGCUUCGGAGUAUAACCAUGGCUGCUUGAAUCCAGUUUCGUCUGAAAAAGAUGAAGAAGAGACCAAAGCUUCCACUUUCCCUGAAAAUCUAUCCCAAGCUGGACCUCCAACUGAAAGCCCUCUAGGAACUCGAUCUCUAAAUCAGAGUAUGGUUGAAAUUACUGAAGGCUCUGGCCAAUUGCUACGUUUUCCAGCUGAAGGAAGCUCUGAAGUAGUUAGAAAGUGGUGGAUAGGGCCAAGGGAAAAUCUGGGUCCUCCUUCUGUGAGAGAGAGAUUAAUUCAAGCUCUUGGAUAUAUAAGAGAGUUCACAAAAGAUAGAGAUAUUCUUAUUCAAGUAUGGGUUCCUACCAGGAGAGGAGAAAGAAAUGUGCUAAGAACUGAUGAACAGCCCUUCUCCCUCCAGUCUAAUUGUUCGAGGCUUGCAUAUUACAGAAAUGCCUCCACGAACUUCCAAUUCUCAACUGAAGAGGAUUCGGAUGUGAUGAUCGGUCUGCCCAGCAGGGUUUUCUUGGGUAAAGUUCCAGAGUGGACGCCUGAUGUUCGAUUCUUUGACAGCGAUGAGUACCCACGACUUAAUCAUGCCCACAAGUAUGAUGUGCGGGGGACCUUUGGCCUUCCUGUUUUUGAACGAAGUAAUCGGACUUGCUUGGGUGUUGUUGAGGUUGUGAUGACAACGCAAAAGAUCCAUUAUCGCUCUGAGCUUGAAAGUGUCCGCAAAGCUCUUGAGGCUGUUGAUCUUAGGAGUUCUGAAGUUCCAAGUUAUUCCCAUGAACAGGCACAUAACAAAUCCUACGAAGCCGUAUUACCUGAGAUUCGAGAGGUCCUAAGAACUGUUUGUGAGACACAUAAAUUGCCCUUGGCUCAGACUUGGGUGCCAUGCAGCCAACAAGGCAAAGGAGGUUGCCGACACUCUGAUGAGAACUUUGCUGUUUGUGUUUCCACUGAGGAUUCAGCUUGCUAUGUGGCUGAUCAAAGUUUUUGGGAUUUUCAUGAGGCAUGCUCUGAGCAUCAUCUGUUUAAAGGUCAAGGUGUAGCAGGGAAAGCAUUCACGACAAACCAACCAUGCUUCUCAAAUGAUAUAACUACUACUUUCACUAAGGCAGAAUACCCUCUCUUACAUUAUGCGAGGAUGUUUCAACUACGGGCUGCUGUUGCAAUCCGCCUGCGCAGUAUCUACACUGGAACUACUGAUUAUGUUUUGGAGUUCUUCUUACCUGUGGUUUGCCAAGACCCGGAAGAACAAAAACUGAUGCUUAAUUCCUUGUCCAUGGUAAUACAAAGGGUCUGCUGGAGCUUACGAGUUCUCACCGAUAAGGAGCUUCAACAAGAAACUGUUCAUCUUGGUGAAGUGGGUUCUUCAAAGGGGAAACCUGAUACAGAAUUGCCAAAGUUGGGCUUUAGCAUUAUAGGGUCUCCACAUGAAGAACCAUCCUGGAUUUCACAUUUCGUGGAGGCCCAACAGAAGGUUAAAACUGUUCCAUUGGAGUUUCAGAAAGAAAAUCCAACGGAAGAAUUCAAGCUCACAUCUCAUUGGGAUAACCCUAGCUUGGCAUUGCAGAAAGGGAAAACGCUGCCUAGGCAGGAUCAUCUGGAUUCUGGAUCCAAAGGUGGUGCUGAGUGUGCUGGAGAUUCUUCUUUUCUGCAAGGUAACAUCUCAGGCACAGGAAAAACAGGGGAAAAGAGACGGACCAAGGCUGAGAAGACAAUCAGCUUGCAAGUUCUUCGUCAAUACUUUGCAGGGAGCCUAAAGGAUGCUGCCAAGAGUAUUGGUGUGUGCCCCACUACUCUGAAAAGGAUAUGCAGGCAACAUGGGAUCACCCGGUGGCCGUCUCGGAAGAUCAAGAAGGUGGGACACUCUUUGAGAAAACUUCAGGUUGUCAUUGACUCGGUCCAGGGUGCUGAAGGUGCUUAUGAAAUUGGUUCCUUCUAUGCAAACUUCCCAGAUUUGACCUCUCCAAAUUUAACUGGAACCAGCCCAUUUCCCACACUACAGACAAUUGAUAAUCCAAAACCAAUACACACGCAAUCCGGGAGUUUAGUCGGCCCUCAACCUGCUAUGUCAAUAUCUCCUUCCUCUUCAUGCAGUCGGACAUCCAGCUCAAACCUUUGUUGUUCCAACCAUGGGACACCAAACCAGCCUCAGCCUGCCCAUCUUACUGGCAGUGAAGAGGCUUCAGUGGCCGAAAACUCUGGUGUAUUAAACAGUGGACGUGGUGAUGCUGAGUUACAUGUGCAGAGCCAAGAACCAAGGAUUCAAACAAGAUCAGAGAGUGAAAAAUCCCUUGGUGAGCAUCCUAAUCUUGAGAGUUUAGCCCCCAUGAGGAAAUAUGGUAGCCAUGUAUCACGAGAUGAAAAUGCUUUUAGAGUGAAAGUCAUUUAUGGGGAAGAGAAAAUCCGGUUCAGCAUGCAAUCCAAUUGGCGCUUCCAUGAUCUACAACAACAGAUUGCGAGGCGGCUUAACAUAGAUGAUAUGAACAGAAUUGAUCUCAAGUACUUGGAUGAUGACUCAGAAUGGGUCCUGUUAACAUGUGAUGCUGACCUGGAGGAGUGUGUACACAUAUACAAAUCUUUUCAGACCCGCACGAUCAAACUCUCUGUCUAUCAAAGUUAUCAGAAUUUCGGAACUUCACUGGGUAGUAGUGGCUCAUGACUGUUAAAUAAACCACCCCUACCCUCUAGACGUUUUUCAGAGGUUAUAGUGAUUGAUUUGGAAAAAGAACGACAAAGAAAAUGAAUUAUUUUUCCCAGAAUUUAAAUGGAUUGUCAAAAAACUACAUUGCUACAAAACUAAAUUUUAGAUAUGGGAUGGGUUCAAGUGAAGCUUAAUGUAUGACUCUUGAAACCAUCCUCUUGUGUUGAGGUUUUGAAGGUCGGAUAUGGUACUGUAUAAGGCAUGACCCGAGAUGCAACAGCACUAGAUACAAGAAAAUUUGGUGGGAGGAUGUGCUAUAAGCUGUUCUUGCAGGCGCAACAUGCAUUGAAUUUGAAUCUGAUUACAUAGAUGCAAUGCUUGCAGAAGAGUCUAAAGAGGAAUCUCUUGAGUUUGAUAGGAGUUUGCUGCAGGAGGAUGGAUUAACCCCCACCCCACCACACCCCCCCCCCCCCCCCGCCAAAAAAAAAAAAAAAAAAAAAAAACCAGCAUGAACUCAUGGAACCAAAUAAGCAAAUAACUAGGUGUCACAAUUCUUGUCAUAAGAUGGAUGAUCAGAGUGAUUGAUGUUGUACAAACACCUUAAUCAGAUAUCUUUUAGUUGGACAGUUUUGAGAGAAAGAUUGGCUACCUGCAUCCAAAUCUUUUGGCUACUAGAUCUGUCAAUAGGUUUAUUGUGAAUUAAUAAUCAAGCCUUGAGAUGCUAUUGUAAGUUUGAUUGUAACCCACCUUAAUGUAUUGAAGGUGACUUCAAUAUGUUUUUAAAGUAUACAUGUCAGUCUUUUUCAGGAA
This is a messenger RNA of Macadamia integrifolia, 4345 nucleotides long. RefSeq names its product protein NLP5-like. The coding region runs from base 710 to 3553 and encodes 947 amino acids. NCBI's taxonomy places the organism in Eukaryota, Viridiplantae, Streptophyta, Magnoliopsida, Proteales, Proteaceae. The transcript is spliced from 5 exons. The record is from RefSeq and is a predicted model, not a curated record. Gene Ontology annotation, molecular function: protein binding; DNA-binding transcription factor activity.